Molecule: messenger RNA, 2577 nt
Organism: Lodderomyces margitis
Lineage: Eukaryota; Fungi; Ascomycota; Pichiomycetes; Serinales; Debaryomycetaceae
Exons: 2
Coding region: 1-2577 (858 amino acids)
Biological process (GO): transcription-dependent tethering of RNA polymerase II gene DNA at nuclear periphery; RNA export from nucleus
Cellular component (GO): nuclear pore
Molecular function (GO): RNA binding; ubiquitin binding
Source: RefSeq, a predicted model, not a curated record
AUGGUUAGAGCAACAAUCAAGUCAGGGACAAUCAAUAUAUUAAACACCAUCAUUGGUGCGGGGAUCUUAACGAUGCCAUAUGGUCUUCGCGCGAAUGGACUAUUAUUUGGCUCCAUUUUGAUUCUAUGGUCAGCUUGUGCUUCGGCUUUUGGUCUUUACUUGCAAAACAAAGUUGCCCGAUACACAGGACAGCGAGGCUCGGUGUCGUAUUUUAGUCUUGCUCAGGUGACGUAUCCAAAAUUGUCCAUUGUGUUUGAUUCAGCCAUUCUGAUCAAGUGUUUUGGUGUUGGUGUUUCUUAUCUCGUUGUUAUUGGUGAUUUGAUGCCCAAGAUUAUGGAGACUUUGGAAGUGAGCCCCGAUUCGAUUUUCAUGAAUAGAAAGUUUUGGAUCUCGGCAUUCAUGGCAUGCAUUGUGGCACCUUUGUCGUUUUUGAAAAAAUUGAGCAGUUUGAAAUACACCAGUAUUAUGGCAUUGUUUUCCGUUGCUUACUUGAUAUUCUUGGUGGUGAGCAGCUACCUUGAGAUUGCUGCUGGUGUGGAGAAAGCACACGAUUUUGGUGUCGAAAAGUUUCACCCAUUUCCAGCCAAGCAUAUUGAUUGGUAUGGGCCAUUGAGCUGGAAACAGACAUUGAGUUCUUUCCCCAUGUUUGUGUUUGCGUAUACUUGUCAUCAAAACAUGUUUGCUAUUAUUAAUGAGUUGCAACCGGACGAGAAAGAUGGGUCGCAGACUAGACAAUCUAAUUUGAUCAUUCGUAACUCGAUAUUAACUGCAUUGGCCAGUUACUUGAUUGUUGCUGUGUUUGGGUACUUAACCUAUGGUAAUGAGGUUGAAGCAAACAUCAUUGCAAUGUACCCUCGUGAUUCGAUUAGCACUUUGAUUGGAAGAUUGUGCAUUGUAGUUAUGGUUAGUUUAUCUUUCCCGUUACAAUGCCACCCUUGCAGAGGAUCUAUAAACCAUGUUUUACACUUUAUCAGCCAGGGUGUUGAAUCAGCAAAACUCAGACACUUGCAUAAACGUAAUCGUUUACUAGACAAUGCAGGAGGCGGUAGUGGCUACUCGUCCACUGCUGCAUCAGAUGCUGAAAGCGUCAAUUCUUUUGCAGAUCUUACUGCGGUUUCGUCAAUCGUCUCAACCACGCCAAUGGAAGGUGCUCGUGAUACUGCGGGCCAUGCGCCAAUCAUUGUUCCCAUGUCAACUAGAAAAUUUUACAUCAUCACAUCUGCCAUUGUUGUGCUCAGUUAUGUAGUAGCACUUUCAGUUACAUCCUUAGCAACUGUUUUAGCAUUUGUUGGAAGCACAGGCUCAACAUCCAUUUCAUUCAUCUUGCCAGGGUUGUUUGGCUACUUGUUAAUGAAGCCAUUGCACCCCGGUAGCAAGCUUUCACCUUUAGAAAAGUUUUGCAAAUACGGUGGGUUAUUCAUGGUCAUCUACGGAUUCUUUGUUAUGAUUGUUUGUCUUGGAACAACUAUAAUCUUGGGUUCACCUUCCACAUCCAGUGCAUCAAGCACAGCCACGGGGCAGGAGUUGGUCAAUGAUAUUUUAAUCAAUAAUCCACCAGAAGAUUCAAUUGAGGAUAUAUCCUUUUCGCCACAACAAGAUCUCCUCGCUGUUGCUAGUUGGGACAAGAAAGUUAGAAUUUACGAGAUUGAUCCCAACACGGGAAACAACCAAGGAAAGGCGCUUUAUGAACACAAUGCACCAGUGUUUUCCUCUCAAUGGUCGACCGAUGGGACUAAAGUUGUCAGUGGUGGGGCCGAUAAUCAAGUCAAAAUAUUCGACCUUGCGACGCAGCAGCAACAACAAAUUGGCCAGCAUGAUGCACCAGUGAGGGCGGUGAGAUACGUUGAAUGUGGGCCAACUAAUACACCAGUAGUUGCAAGUGGAUCCUGGGACAAGACUUUGAGGUAUUGGGACAUGAGGUCCCCAACUCCUGUCAGUACAAUCAAUCUUCCCGAGAGAUGUUAUUGCAUGGAUGCAUCGCAAAAGUUGCUAGUUGUUGGAUGUGCUGAUAGGCACAUUAGUAUAAUUGAUUUGAACAAUCCUCAACAAAUAUUCAAAACAAGUCAAUCGCCUCUAAAGUGGCAAACUAGGACUGUUGCUUGUUACCCUCAAGCCAACGGUUUCGCUAUUGGAUCAGUUGAAGGUAGAUGUGCAAUACAAUACAUAACAGAAGCUGAGCAAAAGAAGUUUGGAUUCUCAUUUAAGUGCCAUAGAAAAUCGGGAACGAGUUCUACUGGAGGAACCUUGCCUCGUACAACUGCAACUAGCUCAAGUGAAUCACAGGCAUUUCCAGUAAAUGCCAUCUCAUUCCACCCAGUAUAUGGUACGUUCAGCACUGCUGGGUCCGAUGGUACCUUUUGUUUUUGGGACAAGGAUGCCAAGCAAAGAUUAAAACUGUUUCCCGAAUUGCCAGGCACGGUGACAUCAACGGCUUUUAAUAAGACGGGGUCUAUAUUUGCGUACGCGGUGAGCUAUGACUGGUCGUUGGGAUUUCAGGGCAAUAGGCCGGAUUACCCAACCUUUAUAAAGCUACACCCAACCAAGGAUGUCGAAAUUAAGCAAAAGAAUAAGAGGUAG